Messenger RNA from Lytechinus pictus (painted urchin), 6790 nucleotides. RefSeq names its product solute carrier organic anion transporter family member 2A1-like. Gene Ontology annotation, cellular component: plasma membrane. Bases 415 to 2679 code for a protein of 754 amino acids. The transcript is spliced from 11 exons. The record is from RefSeq and is a predicted model, not a curated record. Gene Ontology annotation, biological process: sodium-independent organic anion transport; transmembrane transport. Gene Ontology annotation, molecular function: protein binding. NCBI's taxonomy places the organism in Eukaryota, Metazoa, Echinodermata, Echinoidea, Temnopleuroida, Toxopneustidae.
ACUUUUAUUGUUCGAACAGGUCUUCGGUGAUUCGAUGGAGCAGAAAAGUUGUCUCUUACCGAAUAAAUCUUAUUUCACCAAAUAAAGCCUUCUCACGUAUAGUUAGCAAACAGUAGGUUUAUAUUUACAUCAGACACUGUAUACUCCGUGGGAUACGAGUUUUGAUAUUGAUGUAUUUCAUGGAUUUGACGCGUGAAGGCGAGUUCUCAGACCGGAUUUAGGACAAUUUGGAACAGACACUGUAUCCGUGGGAUACGGGUUUUGAUAUUGAUGUAUUUCAUGGAUUUGACGCGUGAAGGCGAGUUCUGAGACCGGAUUUAGGACAAUUUGGAAAAUAUCGGUGUGACACAAUCGAGGUUAUCAACUGGAAGCGUCGGGUUGUCAUCUCCGGCAAAGUAUCGUUUAGGUGGAGAUAUGACUGAUUACAGCACCAACAACAACAACCGAGGCAACAAGACAGGGUCCAGGAGACAAGAUGUCCUCAAAGAUCCUGACAGGAUUCCUCCAGAGGACAUACUAUGUUGCUGUCCGCCCACCUGCGCUCCAUCCUGGCUACAAGGACUUGCCAACCCGAAGGUUUUCACAUUUCACAUGAUGGUAAUCACCUCAUUCGCAAUGAUGUCGUACGUCUACAUCGGCGCCGUCCUUACUACCAUCGAGCGCAACUUCCAGCUGGACAGCGCCCAAUCCGGUGCCAUCACCAUCGCUGCUGAUAUCGUCAGCACCCUCUUCGUCAUCCCCCUUAGCCACUAUGGCCAGAUGGGGCAUCGUCCCCGUUGGAUCGGAACAGGGAUGCUGGUGACGGCUGUGGGUACCAUGAUAUGUUCCUUUCCGCAUUUUCUCACGGAUCCCAUCGACCCGAAGGUCAUCCUGACCGGAUCUGUUGACGCAGUUGAAGAUUUAUGCAGUGCUGGUGAUGAAGGUCUGAACGUAUACGAAGCUUCACAGUCAUGGUCAAAUGCAUCGGAUGGUAAUUAUGGAGUCCAUCCCGAGGAAAGAUCUUCGAAGGGUGACCUAAGGAGUGUGUGGUGGAUCAUCUUCGGCCAGAUCAUAAGUGGUAUAGGGAACGCCCCUUUCGUCGCUCUUGUCAUUACCUACAUCGACGAUAGCGUCAAGAAACACAAUAUCACUGCUUACACAGCUGUUCUUUUCAUGGCGUUCACAUUUGGUCCUAGCUGUGGCUUCCUUUUCGCUGCCUUCACAACGCGCCUGUACGUCGACUUCGAUCGCGUGCCGAGUGACCAGAUUCCCCAGAUCAGCCAAAACGACCCCCGCUGGAUCGGAGCCUGGUGGCUUGGGUUUGUGAUCCUUAGCAUAAUCCUGGUGAUUCUCAGCAUUCCUAUCUUCUUCUAUCCGAGAACACUGCCCUCUGCGGUGAAAAAGUGGAAGGAUGAGAAAAAAGAAGCUGAGGCUGGUGAAGAAAACCAGUUAAAUCGCACGUCUAUGACUGUGGAUGAUGAAGGAUAUGAGGACAAUGAUCUGCGGGAGAGAAGUGGGUCAAUAUACGCACAUCUCGAUGGAGGCAAUGCAGUCGAAACGGUUAUAAAAGGUCCACUUCUCGCAAUGAAACGUCUCGUCUGCAAUCCUACCAACAUGUGUCUCGUUGUUGAUGAAACGGCCUUCAUAUCACUCAUUGCCAUAUUCGCAGCUUUUGGGGUCAAGUACACCGAAACGCAAUUCUCACUUAGUCCCUCAGAAGCUGCGCUCGUUACAGCCAUAGUGCUAGGUCCGUCGAGCAUUUUCAGCAAUAUCUUCUCCGCGUACAUUUGUAGAAGAUUUAAAUUCAACUCCAAACAGUGUGGUCUUUUCGUCCUGGUGUGUGCCACGCUUGGUUUCAUACUCUAUCCUAUGGGGAUGCUCCUGGGGUGUGACAAUGUUCCUACUGCGGGGGUGACCCACUCCUAUGACGGCGUACCAACCCACCCAGACGAUUCUUCUAUAAGCAACGGAUGUAAUAUGCAUUGCGCAUGCUCAGAUGAAGUCUUUCAACCUGUGUGUGGUUCAAAUGGUUUGACUUACAUUUCACCUUGCCAUGCAGGAUGUACGAAAGAACUCACUCUGGACUUCAAUGGGACCACAGCAAUGCCAAAUCCUUUUACCAAUGAAUAUAAUUACAGCGCCUGCAGCUGCAUUAGUAAUUCCAGUCUGACCAACAACUCGGCAACAAAUCUUUUCGGGUCACCAACUUCCCAUUCUGUUGAUGCUUCAGCUGGAAAGUGCCCCGACCCAACCUGUCAAGGGGCCAUCCCUAUUUCGAUUCUGCUUUCGGCUAUCUUCUUUCUACAAUCGGCUUCGUCCAACCCGAUGACGUAUAUAGCUCUAAGAUGUGUAAGAGAAGAAGAUCGAUCGAUGGCUAUCGCCUUGAGAUCAGUAUCGGCGCAUUUCCUUGGUUUCUUUCCCGCUCCGAUCUAUUUUGGCGCCAUUAUCAAUUCGGUAUGCAUCAACUGGCAGAUAACUGAUGGCGACAGAGGUUCUUGCUGGGAAUACGAUAACAGAAAAUACAGAAUGGCCUAUUUUGGUAGCGCCAUGGCGCUUCAGGGAGUGGCUUUGAUCUCGAUAAUCUGCAUGUAUUUCUCUAUCAAGGAAAAACUACGGAACAAAAAGGUAAAAAACGACGGUCGCUACGACAAUUUGGAGAAAGAACGGAUGGCUAUUGUGGACUCGGAUGGAACCUCGUGAAUUUCACCAUUACUGUAGUAGUCAUCAAGCUAACACAGUAGGAUUACCAAUUAACUCCCAUCACGCACGAUUGAAAGGAUGCUAUAUGCGCCUGGACAAAAUACAUAAUUCAUUUAUCAAAGGUUGUUCGUGACAUCUCACUAUAUAUUUAUAAAAGACGACUAGUACGGUGACCUGACCUUGUGUGCGAAAACGGGGCCGUUUCAUAAAGCUGUUCGUAAGUUAAGGGUCAAGUCCACCCCAGAAAAUGUUGAUUUGAAUAAAAUCGGAUGUAAAUAAGAAAGCUUUGACACUUUAAAGUUUCGCUUAUUUUCCACAAAACAGUUAAUACGCACAACUCAGUGAUAUGCAAAUGAGACAGUCGAUGAUGUCCCUCGAUAUUUCUUUUGUUUUUGUUUAUUUGAAUGAUUUAUACAAUAUUUAACUUUUUACAGAUUUGACAGGGCCAACUUGACUGACCAUAUAGUAUCAGAAUAAUGCUAAUUCCAGGUGUUCAGCGAGGAAUUAAUCUUUGUUUCACUUGACAAUGAGGAGAAAUAUUAGAAUAUUUCACAUUUCAUUUAAUGAAAUACAAAAGAAAUAGUGAGCGGUUGACGUCAGUUUCCUCAUUAACAUUCUGACCAGGAUGUGCAUAUAACUGUUUUGUGAAAUUAAGCGAAACUUUAAAAUAUAAUAACUUUCUUAUUUUACAUGCGAUUUUGAUGAAAUUUUAAGUAUUUUGCUCGUUGGACUUUUCUCUUUUUAUGCAAACCAACUUUUCGUUGGGGUGGACUUGUUCUGCAAGAGCGACUUUGAGAACGACUGGUGAUCCUUUCUUACGUGCUAAAUAAUCACCAAUUAACAUUUAACGGUAAAUAUCAAUUAACACAAGAAAUGAUCACCAGUCGUUCUAAAAGUCAUUCUUAACUUACGAACAGCUUUAUUAAACGUCAUCAUGAUUCCCAAUCAAUACGAUCCCCAUCAAUUAACAAAAAUGAUCUUUGAAUAGUGUUUGGUACCGCAAAAUCGUAAAAUAUCCUUAAAACGGACAUAUUAAAGCUUUUUGGCAUGGACUCUUCAGACAUUUGAGUAGGACGAAUUCUCCUAAACUUGAUGUGAGUUCACUCAAAUUUGAUCUCACUCAAAUUUGAUUUCAUGGCUGGUCACUAAUCGUGUGUAAAAUAAUGCGUAAUGUAACCUACGAAAAGUUUAACGAAAAGCCACCCGAGCUGCACACUGUUGAAAUAAUUUAAACAACGCUGUUUACUAUGUGAAUCGCACGGUAGUUGUUUGAACAUUUUAAACAAGUGUUUAAAAUCUUAAACAACCAUGCUUGAAUUAUUGAUAAUGAAAUAUUUGAAUUUAAACCUUGUUUUUUAAGAUUUUAAAUGUUAAAACAACUACUGUGCGAUUCACAUAAUAAACAGCGUUGUUUAAAAUAUUUUUAACAGUGUGGGCUGCUCCAGAAAACUGUUUUAACAAGUAAUUCGCAGUUAACUCACAGUUAACGUAAAGGGUUCCAUGUCAUUGAGACUUGUUAACAAAAUGUACAAUUUCUAUAACGAGCUGAUAAUGACAUAUCCCCUCUUUCGCUUUUCUUACGUUACUGCACGAAGUCAUGAUUAUGUCAUAUUUUUAUUUAUGUGUGUAUAUAACAGGUCUCCCUUAUAAGGAAAUGUGUUAAAUAAUUGAUUGUACUAGACAUUAAAUCAGUAGUCAAUCAUGUAUCUGUAUUCCUUGGUAAUGUUGGGGAACAAAACUUUAAUGAAUAUAAUAUCAUAGGAGAUGGCAUACUCAGCUCGCUCAUUGCAUAUUGAUGGGGACAUUCUUAUAAUAGGGUUGAAGUGGGGAAAUAGUUAACCCUCACCCAAUGGGGUCACGUGCCUUCUAGCAGUGGGAUUUUACAUCAUUUUUGGUCUUCUUAUUGUACUAACAGGCUGAAAGAAGAAAUGGUGCUCUCAGGUAUAUCUUAUUUUAAAUAACUACCGUGUGAGUAAACAAAACGUGACACCUCCCAAAUCCCCAAUAAAAAUAUGUCAUUAAAGCAUAAUCAUUAUGAAUAGAUGAAAAGAGUAUCUUCUCCCAAAUAAUUUGAUACCAUAUUUAUGUGGUAUGUCUUCACGUUUGGAUAAUCAGGAGGUAUAUAUUCUUUACCGUGAUGUAGAUUUCGAUUUGCGCCGAAGUCAGGCAUGGCUGCAAUGAAUGAAUCCCAGAUGCCAAUGAUGUCACAAUCAUACAUGAGUUAGUAAACAUCUUUGCAAAUCCCUUUUCAAGUUUUUUCAAAUCAAUUAUAAUGUAAAUUACUGAAAAAGUGUUUUGAAAUGCAUUUUAAUGCAACCCUUGUAGGAUUUGACACAAUUGACCUCUGGAUUCAUUCAUUGCAGUCAUGCCUUAAUUUGGCUCAAAUCAAAAUAUACAUCACUGCAAAGAAUAUCUCCUGAUCCGUAGCAUACGCAGGAUUUUUGAAGGGGGGGGGGGGUUCAAGCUUAAUAAUGUUGACAAUUAGAUAGGCUUCAGAGCCCUUUGGAGAUUACAGCAGAUGAUGAUGAUGAUGAUGAUGAUGAUGAAAAGGUCUACAAAAUUUUAGGGGGGUUGGGUAUAAAAAAAUUGAAGGGGGCGGGGUUGAACAGCUGUAACCCCCCCCCCCAUCUGCGUACGCUACUGCUCCUGAUCAUCCAAGCGUUAAUACAUUAUGGUAUCAAAUCAUCUGGGAGAAUAUACUCUUUCAGGCCAUUUAUAAUGAUUAUGUCUUCAUGAUAUAUUUUUCCUUAAAUUGGGGAUUUGUGAGGCGUAAAAUUUGUUUUGACUCACUCGGUAUAUGUAAAUCAUGAUUUAGAUAGCUUUUUGUAUUUUAUUAUCCUUUCUGCAUAUUUUGCCUUUUUAAAUAUUUCGUUCCCUCAACCCUUAUCCUUGCUUCCCAUUCCAGGUUGAAGGUUCCAAUUUGAUACCUUAUUCUUUUUAUCUGUUUAUACUCGUAAAUACAUCGUGCAUUAGUACACCUGUAAAUAAUUAAUGCCUCUCUCGCAUUUUAAUGUCAACUAAUAUUUGUUUGAUGUUCAAAUUUUAAUAAGGAUAUUAAUAGAUUGAUGUAUAGGUAUGUAAUAAUAAUAACGGUCUUUAUUGAUUCAUCAAAACAUUUCUUGCAGCAAAAUGCUGAAUUAAAAUGCUUUUACAUUGUUUGACAUGAAGACUACCUAAAGUAACUACACACAAAAAGGUUAAAUCAGUACGCAAUAACAGUUUAACUCCAUUCAACUUUGCAAACAUUAUGUAGCAUAUUAUACGUCAUCUAUAGUAGAAAGCAUUUGAGAAACACAUAUAAUACAGGUAACCGACUUACAUGACUUUGGUAUGUUGGGCAGAAAUACAUGGGAUCAUUUCUUAUUGAUUUAAGCCCAUGUACACUCAAAAACCUAAUUUAUACAAAAUAAUAGAGAAAUCGAAAAAAGGUUUUACCCGGGGUUUUACAAAGAUAAAGAAAAAUAUCAAAAUGUGAUGUAAAAUGAUAACGUUAAUACGUUAUGAUAUUUUAAGUUGAGUUCUUCUUUACGAAUAGUAUUAUGGGUUUAAGGUCAAUUGCUCUAAUGCCAAUUCGUCCAUUUAUCAACUCGUCUACUAUCAUUUGGUCUAUCAUCAGUUCGUCUACUAGCCACAUGGUCUAAUUGCCAUUUCGUCCGCUCACCAUUUCGUCAAAUAAUCAGUUGGUCCAAUAGCCAUCUAUAGUCCAUCAUUAUUUUGGUCUAAUUGGACUGACUGUUAAUAGGGCGAAAUGAAUGAAAAUGGACAUUAGACCAACUAGUUAUGAGACGACAUGGUCAUAGACGAACUGGUGAUUAGACGAAGUGAUGAUUGGACCAAAUGGUUACUAUAGCAAUAUUGUACGUAACCAUUUUAAUCUUAUAGUGUUUUAGUUUUUAUUGUGUACAGAAUGUAACCAUAUUGGGGUUUUUUCAAAGAUUUUUAUAAACAAUUAUAAUUUUAUACGAUUGGAAUCGUUGUACUGAAUUUAGUAAUAUGUAAAUAAUUCAAAUACUAUUUUUGUAAUAAUCUAAACAAGUAUUACAUAUAUUUUAUUGUAUUAAAUUAUAAUGAUUGACUAUAUGCAUGAAAUAUAAGAAUGUAGACUUUACUA